Molecule: messenger RNA, 1422 nt
Organism: Penicillium canariense
Lineage: Eukaryota; Fungi; Ascomycota; Eurotiomycetes; Eurotiales; Aspergillaceae
Product: Ankyrin repeat protein
Exons: 4
Coding region: 1-1422 (473 amino acids)
Cellular component (GO): membrane
Molecular function (GO): protein binding
Source: RefSeq, a predicted model, not a curated record
AUGGAUGUCCUGCCUCCGCCAGACUACCCUCCGGUCAAGCCGAGCGAGUACCCUCAAAUUCCAACACGAACGCCACUAGUGACUCUUGAUACAUUGCAUGCUUCCUGCGUCAGUGGUGAUAUCCAGAAAUUUCGGGAGAUUCUUGACUCACAAAGUUCUUCGCCGGAGGGCUUUGACAUAGGCGACUUCUAUGCGAUAAUGAUCGCAGCCAUCGAGCGAGAUGAUGCGCAGGUCAUCAAAGAGCUUCUUGAUCGCGGCUUGCCCAUGGAUCCACUAUAUGCAUUGGAAGCCGUCAAAGUGAAGGGGAAGGAUGCUCUGAAAGCUUUCCCCCAAAAUGGAUGGGAUAUCAAUCAGCCCACGAGCGAGCUUAAACCUCCCGUACUAGGUUAUGCUAUUGCAGAUGAGGAGAUGGCAGCUUGGCUCCUUGAUCAUGGAGCUGAUUCCAAUCGGCAAUGCGUUAUUGAUCUCACACCAUUCUCCUUUGCUGUCCAAAGUGCCCCAAUAUCCGUGAUUCACCUCAUUCUCAAACAUGGCGGAGAUGUUCGGAAAGGCCAGCUUCUUCAUCAUGCAAUCGAACGUCGAUCGGACACCAUCGAGGUCUUAAGGCUUCUCCUCGAAAAAGGAGCCCCAAUUAAUUCAACUAUGUACGAGAAUCAUUAUCCUUCUCGGGCGUUAUUCCAGUUUAUGAGUCUCGGAACCCCCCUGCACAAAGCAUCUGAACUCGGCAAAGCUGACGUGGUGCAAUACUUGCUCGGCGAAGGUGCCAGCCAGAGUAUCAAAGAUGCAAAUGGUUGUACAGCUAUGGAGUGUGCGCAAAUGUCGAGCCAAUGGGAAGUCAUCGAGGCGUUAACAACGGGAUGUAGCUCGUCUGUUCCGUAUUCAUUUUACAUGUUUUCACCGCGCUUCCCCAUUGUUUUCCACGCUUAUAAGGCUCUUGGCCUCCGUGCCGCCGAUUCACUCGACUCUCGAAUCCCGAACUUGGGUCCUGCCUUCCUGGGUUUCCAUUUUGUUUGGGCAUACGGCGUCCUCUCCUCGCGCACCCUGAAGCAAUGGUACGGCAUCGACCACCAAGCAUCACCUCGUGAGGACCUGGUCAAAUAUGGAGAUGCAGCUGUGCGAGACGGCAAAAUCACCCGCAAACAACUGAACAUGCUUAAGCGCAAUGAAGCGGCCCAUGCCAACUCGGUCGAAAACUACUCUCUACUCGUCGGCAGUCUGCUGUUUGCGUCGUAUGCUGGCGUUCCCGCGCAGACAAUCAAUGUGGCGGGCUUAUCGUACACUAUCGCUCGCAUUCUAUACGGGGCGGUCUAUAUCUUCAUUGACAGCCCGAAAUGGAGUUACACUCGUGCGGUGGCGUGGUGGUGGGGCAAUGUCAGCUGCUUCACUCUUCUGUAUCAGGCUGGAAAGCUUCUGAGUGUCUGA